Molecule: messenger RNA, 1154 nt
Organism: Punica granatum (pomegranate)
Lineage: Eukaryota; Viridiplantae; Streptophyta; Magnoliopsida; Myrtales; Lythraceae
Source: RefSeq, a predicted model, not a curated record
CAUCAUCCCAAAAAAAAAAAAGAAAAAGAAGAAGAAAAGUUUUAUGUGGCCACUAUGGAUGCCCGGAGGAGAUACUUCAAACUGAAAUUGCGGGACAAGCUUUUGCAUCUCUCGUGUAUGAAUGGCGGCGUUGCUCUCAUUUGCUUCCAUCAGUCCCCAUAUAAACUCCCGCCGCCGGAAUAUCAUUUUCCGCCGAUAUUUCCCGCCAAAUGUCGAUCGAUUCCGGUGCAAGGGAGAAAAAUCAGCCCGCAAUUCGGCCGCCGAUCGGGAAUCCGAGCCCGAGAACGUGCUGCUGAAGGUGGCUUGGUACGGCUCCGAGCUGCUAGGGAUCGCCGCUUCGUUUAUUCGUCCUCCCCCGUCUAAUGCUGUAUCUCCGGCGAGGGAACUUGAGCUCGAGCUCCCUAAGGAUGGCUUCGGAGCUGUUGAUCGGAGCUCAGUUGUCGAAACUAUCAAAGAGGACUACGGUAGAUCCUACUUCGUUACAGGGAACCUCACACUUGAUGCCUACGAAGAGGAUUGUGAGUUCGCUGAUCCAGCAGGUUCAUUUAGAGGGCUCCGUCGUUUCAAGAGGAAUUGCACAAAUUUUGGAUCCCUCCUCGAGAAAUCCAACAUGAAGCUGAUGAAAUGGGAGGACUUCGAGGAUAAGGGAGUUGGGCACUGGCGUUUCAGUUGUAUCCUGGCAUUCCCUUGGAGGCCCAUUCUCUCUGCCUCUGGGUACACGGAGUACUACUUUGAUGCAGAGUCUGGGAAAGUCUGCAGGCACGCGGAACACUGGAAUGUUCCCAAGAUGGUGCUAUUGAAGCAGAUCCUAAAGCCCAGCCGCUGGGCUUGGGAGAAAAAGCCAGUCGGCUGAAGACCUUUGCCAAACAACCUUAUUAGUUUGUAUCAAAGCUGUUAAUAUACAGGUAGAGCCAGGUAGAAACCAAUAGCUGGAAAUAUCAUGUAGCUCGUGGAAAGUAAAAGAUUAGCUGUAUGAGUCCACGAAAGAACGGUCUCUCGAUCAAAGUAAAUUAAAUUUACUAAUUGACCCUUUUUAGUUUUUCUGGCAAUUUUAUGUUGUCAUGGGUAGUUAUGUAAAGCAUGUUUGCAUCUAGUACAGGAGAAUGAAAUGUAUCUUUACAUCCCCUUUGUUUUAUAUAUAAUGAGUUGGAGAA